This is a messenger RNA of Nymphaea colorata (pocket water lily), 568 nucleotides long. RefSeq names its product callose synthase 9-like. The record is from RefSeq and is a predicted model, not a curated record. Lineage: Eukaryota; Viridiplantae; Streptophyta; Magnoliopsida; Nymphaeales; Nymphaeaceae. Bases 85 to 348 code for a protein of 87 amino acids. The transcript is spliced from 4 exons.
CAAAAUCCAAAGUCCGUUUUCUACAAGACCUACAUCUUUGUUCUAAUUGCAUAUGCAAGUGUCCAGCUGGCCUUUAGCCUACUCAUGCGCAUUCCAGCUUGUCAUAGGCUGACAAACCGAUGUGAUCAAUGGCCUGUUAGGAGAUUUAUCAAGUGGAUGCAUCAGAUUUUCUAUACACUCUUUUCUGCAAUUGUUGGCUUCUUGCUUGGGGCAAGUGAUGGUCUAGGCGAGAUUCAUUCUGUUGAUGCUGUUCAUGAGCUUUUUGAGCAGUUUCCUGAAGCUUUCAUGAGGUAUCUUCAUGUGCCAACCAAAGAGAGUUCUUUUUAUGCUUCCAAUCAGGUGAGUUGACCGUUAUAUUUGGAGCGUUGUGAUGACGUAUUCUUCUAAUUGAAUUUAUGCAAUCUUUGCUGUUAUAUUUAACACUUUUUUAUGAAUAAAGAUGGAAUGUCUAUGAUUCCACAUGUAAUAUGCUUCAAUUUUUCCACUUGGUGUGUUAAACUUAUCCUUUAUUUUUUGUAUAUAAUUGAAUUGUCUGGGAUGCUUGGGAGCUUUCUUUAUUGCAUGUUAC